AUGACCACCCGAGACAAGGACACAGCGACACGUUCCCGCAAAAAACAACGCGGUGGAGGCGCUUCAUCAAGUACGUACACUCGAGGCAAAUUCGCGUUCGGUUCGCGGCUUUCUAUUGCUAGGGAGAGCUUAUUAAAGAGGCCAAAGAAGAGCGAGAAAGCUAGAACUUAUACGUCGGUGCAAAAGCGUCAGGAAAAUGCUGUGAGGACAUUGGCCUUAUCUAGAAAACGGAGUAGGUCCUCGUCCCGAGACUCCGAUGAAGGAACGUCUAAGACGAAAUCGUCACAUCGAACGCUGACAGUGAAGACGGUGUUGCCUCCGAGCAGUAAUCUUCCAGCUCCAACAAAGGUGCCACAUCUGUUGAAAAGUCCACGUGUGUCAUUGUCGCAUCAGAAACGGGAGGUCACAGAUGAGCAAGAACUAGUUGCAGACUUGGAUGCUACUGAACCUGCGUUUUGGAUCAAGCGUCGAAAGCUUGUAGAGGCAGCUAUGAAGGAACUGGACUCUAUUGGGUAUGUGUAUACUUAUCUUGUUCAAGAUACAUGA
This is a messenger RNA of Peronospora farinosa, 546 nucleotides long. NCBI's taxonomy places the organism in Eukaryota, Oomycota, Peronosporomycetes, Peronosporales, Peronosporaceae. The record is from the annotation of a GenBank genome assembly.